This is a messenger RNA of Anguilla anguilla (European eel), 4485 nucleotides long. It is a transcript of the gene adcy1a, whose product is annotated as adenylate cyclase 1a. Gene Ontology annotation, molecular function: adenylate cyclase activity. Bases 919 to 4296 code for a protein of 1125 amino acids. Gene Ontology annotation, cellular component: plasma membrane. The transcript is spliced from 20 exons. The record is from RefSeq and is a predicted model, not a curated record. Gene Ontology annotation, biological process: intracellular signal transduction; adenylate cyclase-activating G protein-coupled receptor signaling pathway; cAMP biosynthetic process. Lineage: Eukaryota; Metazoa; Chordata; Actinopteri; Anguilliformes; Anguillidae.
AAGCUGCCGAUUCACUGCAGCACCUUACCAGAGUCGAAAGCCAGAUAAUGAGCAGAAUAUCCCGCUAGAUUGAUAAACACACCAGUCCCGCACACCUGGUUCGCGAUGGUCCAUUUUCGCAAUGCUGUCCCUUUCUCAGUCAGUUGUUAAGGGCAGAGCUUCUAGAGAACCUGAUUACGGCGUCACUUCUGCCACGAGCCGUCUGCACUACUUUAAAUAUGUCACAUAGAGAACGUGUGGCGUUUUACAGAAUCAUUUGAUCCGAAAUCAUGCUCCUGAUGCUUCUUCUUUCAUGGAAAGGAAGAAAAACUGGCGCAAGGACAUCUCGGCUACAUUGGCGUGUUAAAUACGCGGCGCCCAUAAAUAUUUUCGUGUCUGACUUGGGAAAACAAGCAACCCCCCCUACCCCCCUCCCCCCUUCCCUCCUCCUCCGGUUUUGCACUGUAGACGUGUGGCUCUUGUCAAAUCUUUGUUUUGUCUUGUCAAUCUGCUCAGUUGCUGGGACGUGCCUUGUUUCUCAAACCUAUAUUGCGCAGGCGUGAUCCAAUCUGAGCCCAGCGAAAUGCUCUUGGAUAUAGAAUGGGAUCACCCUCUCUGCUCCGAUAUCGUGUUAACCUAUUUCUGGGAGUGAGUGAACCAAGACGCUGCGGGCGGUCUACUUCCUGGACUCAUCCUUGAGGGAAAUCGGAGCGUGCACGUUUCGCGGGUCACUUUUUCGGCACAAACAACGGACGUCAACCUGUGGAUGACAAGGCGAGCGAAUCAAAGAGAUUACAUUCGCGGCUCCGCAGUAGCGUUGUCACAGCCCCCUCUGCCAUUAAAAUCUAGGGCGCGUGGCUUGGCUGUAAGCGGCUGCGCAUCCCGCGGUUUUUAUGAAAGAGGAAAACGCGCAGUCCGAAAGUGAAUCGAUUUCGGUUUAUGAAUGGCCCUGACAUGGAGGAAAUUCCGUUUCAGAAAGUCAAAACCCGGAGGAAGAGAGGCCACUGUCCGUCCGGAUCCCGUUUGAAUGCCAUCGCCUGCGAGGACGAGUUUGACUGCAAGGAGCUGGAAUCGCUCUUUCAAAUUUACAACCUGAAACUGGAGCAGACCUCGACCCUGAAGGCGCUGGCGGUUUUGAUCGUCAUGGCAUCAACUUUGGCUCUGGUGGAACUGAUGUCCGGUCCCAGCCUCACCAUCUCUAAGGGAUCCCAUCCGGUGCACUGCAUCAUAUUCGUCUCCUUGUUCAUUGUCACCAAUGUCAAGUACCUGCACGUGACACAACUUCAGCAGAUCGUCAAGCUGACCCUGCUCUUCAGUUUCACCUUCGCUUUUCUCUGCUGCCCGUUCUCUCUGGGCGCCUACGGCGUGGAGCCGCCGACGUCCCCGGAGCAGGGGAUGUGGCAGCUCAUGCUAGUCACGUUUGUCGCCUACUCGCUCCUGCCUGUUCGGACUCUGCUGGCCGUGCUAUUUGGAAUUAUGGUGGCCGUGUCCCACGUUAUCGUAACAGCCACGUCAGUCACUGCCAAAAGACAGAGAUUGUGGAGAACGCUGGUGGCCAACACGGUCCUCUUCACCAGCGUCAACCUGUCGGGCGUGUUUGUGCGGAUCCUGUCUGAGCGCGCUCAGAGGAAGGCCUUUCUGCAGGCGCGCAACUGCAUCGAGGAGAGGCUGAGGCUGGAGGACGAGAACGAGAAGCAGGAACGCCUCCUGAUGAGCCUGCUGCCCAGGAACGUCGCCAUGGAGAUGAAGGAGGACUUCCUGAAGCCACCGGAGAGGAUCUUCCACAAGAUCUACAUCCAGAGGCACGACAACGUCAGCAUCCUGUUCGCUGACAUCGUGGGUUUCACAAGUCUGGCUUCCCAGUGCACGGCGCAAGAGCUUGUCAAGUUGCUGAAUGAACUCUUCGGCAAGUUUGACGAACUGGCCACAGAGAACCACUGCAGGCGCAUCAAGAUCCUCGGAGACUGUUACUACUGCGUCUCUGGCCUGACCCAGCCCAAGACUGACCACGCCCACUGCUGCGUGGAGAUGGGCCUGGACAUGAUCGACACCAUCACGUCGGUGGCAGAGGCCACGGAGGUGGACCUGAACAUGCGUGUGGGUCUGCACACGGGCCGGGUGCUGUGCGGGGUGCUGGGACUCAGGAAGUGGCAGUACGACGUCUGGUCCAACGACGUGACGCUGGCCAACGUGAUGGAGGCAGGCGGACUGCCUGGAAAGGUGCACAUCACCCGGACCACCCUGGAGUGUCUGAACGGGGACUACGAGGUGGAGCCAGGCUACGGGCACGAGAGGAACGCCUUCCUCCAGAAGCACCACAUCGAGACCUUCUUCAUCGUGCCGUCUCACCGGAGGAAGAUAUUCCCCGGCCUGAUCCUCUCGGACAUAAAGCCGGCCAAGCGGAUGAAGUUCAAGACGGUGUGCUACCUGCUGGUGCAGCUCAUGCACUGCCGCAAGAUGUUCAAGGCAGAGAUCCCCUUCUCCAACGUGAUGACCUGCGAGGACGACGACAAGCGGCGAGCGCUCCGCACGGCCUCGGAGAAGCUGAGGACCCGCACCUCGUUCUCCGGCGGCGCGGUGCAGCUCUCGCCCGGCACGCGCGUCAACCGCUACAUCAGCCGCCUGAUCGAGGCGCGGCAGACCGAGUCGGAGACCGCCGACCUGCACUUCCUCUCGCUGACGUACCGCCGCGCCGAGCGGGAGAGCAAGUACCACCAGAUACCGGACGAGCACUUCACCAGCGCGGUGGUGCUCUCCCUGACGCUUGCAGCGCUGUGCGGCCUGGUCUACCUGCUGAUAAUCCCGCAGGGAACGGUGGUACUGCUCCUUUUGGUGCUCUCCGUUUGCUUCCAUCUCGCUUGCAUUAUGUACCUGCAUGUCACUAGCGUUCAGUGUAUCCCAGGCUGCCUCACCAUCCGGAUCAGGACGGCUCUGUGCGUGAUCCUGGUGCUCUUGGUCUACGCGGUGGCUCAGGGGUGUGUGGUGAGCUGCCUGCCCUGGACCUGGGGCGGCAACUCCAGCGCCCCGGAUUCGGGGUCGGACCCGCGGGGGGAGAACGGCACCGCCCUGGCGCUGCCCUGCGAGAGCGCCCCCUACGCCUUCCUGUCCUGCGCCGGCGCCACGCUCACCCUGGCCCUCUUCCUGCGCGUCUCCUCCCUGCCCAAGAUCGUCCUGCUCCUGCUGCUCAGCGUCCUGUACGUCACCGUCCUGGAGGUCAGCGGCUUCAGGAAGUCCGUUGGGGGCGGGCUUGUCUCCCCGCGCGGGUACGAGCGCGGGUACGAGAGCGGGUACGAGCCCAUCUUUGCCAUCCUGCUGUUUGCCAGCGCGCUGAUUCUGCACUCCCGGCAGCUGGACCUGAAGCUACGGCUGGACUACCUGUGGGCCGCGCAGGCGGAGGAGGAGCGGGACGACAUGGAGAGGGUGAAGCUGGACAACAAGAGGAUCCUCUUCAACCUGCUGCCUGCGCACGUGGCGCAGCACUUUCUGAUGUCCAAUCCGAGGAACAUGGACCUGUACUACCAGUCCUAUGCCCAGGUCGGGGUGCUGUUCGCCUCCAUCCCCAAUUUCAACGACUUCUACAUCGAGCUGGACGGGAACAACAUGGGGGUCGAGUGUCUCCGCCUCCUCAACGAGAUCAUCGCCGACUUCGACGAGCUCUUGGACAAGGAAUGCUACAAGGACAUCGAGAAGAUCAAGACCAUAGGAAGCACGUACAUGGCAGCUGUGGGUUUGGUGCCCACCACUGGAACCCAGGCCAAAAAGUCCGUCUCCUCACACUUAUGCACAGUAGCGGACUUCGCCAUCGAGAUGUUUGAUGUGCUGGACGCAAUCAACUACCAGUCCUACAACGACUUUGUGCUGCGAGUGGGCAUCAAUGUGGGUCCAGUGGUGGCGGGCGUCAUCGGGGCCAGAAGGCCCCAGUACGACAUUUGGGGGAACACGGUCAACGUGGCCAGCCGCAUGGACAGCACGGGCCUCCAGGGCAAAAUACAGGUCACGGAGGACGUGUACCGCACGCUGAAGGGCAGCUAUGACCUGGUGUGCCGCGGCAAGGUCAGUGUCAAGGGCAAAGGGGAGAUGCUGACUUAUUUUCUGGAGGGGAAGUGCCCGGGGCCCGGCUCCCACAGCCGAUCAAAGGGCCUGCAGCGCCCGGGGCAUCCGUGCGGCCGGCCCGGCGUCCGGACGCAGCUGGGGACGGGCUGCCCCAGCACCAGCCCGGCCACCAUACAGACCACGUCCACCAUGGCGAACAGCGCCGUCCUGUACCUCCCGUCCGUGUCCCUGUCCCUCUCCGUGCCAGCAGGGAAGGAGGCGUGAGAGAAGACCCCCGUCCCGCCACCCCACUCCGCCCCCCCCCCGACACCCGCACCCCCACACCCACCCCAAAACAAUCGAACGAGGGUCUUAGGCAAGCGGCUUCAUCGAGGGCCCCCCUGCAGUGCAACCAAAGAGAACCUUGAGUUCUGUUACGAAAAUCACUUUAGAAACGUUUUUUUUUUUUCUUUU